AAAUCAGAAAUAUACGGUUAUUAAUUUAUUAUGUAAAUAAACAAAUAUCAUAGUAAUAAAUUGAUGGAUUUUGGAUAAAAGAUUAGUAAUUAGUAUACUCGAUAUUAUUUUACGAAGAUCCUUCUUGAGUAAUUCGAUCAAAAUGAAUGUUUCCUUUACCUGUAAUUUUAAGCAAAAUAACUUUCAAAGUGGUAUUUUUAGUUUCCUGCAAAAGUUUAGACAAGAUGAACAUUUUUUGGACGUUUUAUUAAAUUGUAAAGGUGGAGAAAUUCACGCUCAUAGAAUCGUAUUAUCAUUAUACAGCCCUUAUUUCUACGAUAAGCUCAAGGAACAUGUCGAUCCUCAAACUUCUCUAUCGUUGGAAAAUAUCCCAAUCAACAUUAUGCAAGCUCUAUUGAAAUUCAUGUACGAAGGCGAAGUAAAUUUAGAUGCAUUUGUAAUUCACGAUUUCCUAAAAUUCGGUCACGAAUUGAAAAUAUCUGGAUUCCCUUCGAACGAAGACGACACUAAUAUUUCAUCGUUUACUCAAGAAACGGCCGAAGAAGAAAUGAAAAAUCUUAGUAUUGUAUCAUCUGAUGAGGAUAAAGGAUGUAACUUGAGUAAUAAUGUCGAAUCGCGUAAAGAUGAAACUGAAAGUGAUCCGGUUGAUAACUUGAUUGAUCCAGAAGCAGAAGAUAUGGAAAAUUCCUACUCUGAUUUGGAAGAACAUUCGAUUGUUGAAGAAUCUCCUAAUUCCUUGCUCCUUGCAGAAAUUGCAGAAUCUCCUACUUCUCCGUGUCUUGCAGAAUCUCCUAAAUUUCUCAAUCUUCAAGUUCGCAGUGCUAAUCGUGCUGGAAAUAUACCUGUAGUACGUUAUUGA
Molecule: messenger RNA, 859 nt
Organism: Planococcus citri (citrus mealybug)
Lineage: Eukaryota; Metazoa; Arthropoda; Insecta; Hemiptera; Pseudococcidae
Product: protein abrupt-like
Exons: 4
Coding region: 143-859 (238 amino acids)
Biological process (GO): regulation of transcription by RNA polymerase II
Cellular component (GO): nucleus
Molecular function (GO): protein binding
Source: RefSeq, a predicted model, not a curated record